UUGAAGAUGAUGUGCAAAAUUACAUUCAAUAUUUGUUGUUGUUGUUGUUAUUUGCCUUUUAGCAAAAUUUUCAAGUUUAGUUUGUGAAAAUGUUCACCAAGAAAAAAAAAAAAAAAAUCUGGUUUUUUUUCAUUCAUUCAAUCAUCAUGGUCAUUCAUUAGUUGUUGAUGUUUGUUUGAUAUGUUGAUUGAAAGAAAGUGACCACACCACAAACGCCAUUACGAAGAUGAUUCAUCAUCGAUUCGUUUGUCCGUGAUGAUGCCAUUUAUAUAAAAAGUGUUGUGUUCAUUCGUUUCGAGUGAUUUUUUUUUUGUUCAAUAUAUGAUGAUGAUGAUGAUGAUGGCCAGAAUUAUAUUCUUAAUGAUGAUAAUCAUUGUGAUGACCAAUGGUCAAUCAUCAAUUGAUCGUCGUUUGAUUAAUCAACAAAAUCUUGAUCAACAGAUAAUUAAAUCGAUACCAAAAUUAAAUCUAGCAUCAUUUGGUAUUGAUACGAAAAAAGGUGAUAGUGGCCAUGAUGAUCAUGUUGAUGAUCGUAAAAUAAAAAAUAAUGAUCGAAGUCGAUAUGAUAUCCAUAAGGAAUCAAUGGAAAAUGAACGUAAUCGUCUUUAUAGUGAACGUAUGGAAAAUUUUCGUAAUGCAUUACGUGAAAUGGAAUGGGAAUAUUUUGAUCGUAGACAAUCAUCGACACGUCGUCCAUCAACAUCAAGGACAACGACAACGACAACAACAUCAACGACUACAACACCACGAUCAUAUCAUUAUCGUCCAACUGAAGAAGAAAUAAAUCGUCGAUCAUAUCGACCGAUACCACAGCCAACAAGAUCACCGAAUGAAUAUCCGUUACGUGAUUGUCAACAGGAAUGUGUCCCGAAACAUUAUCUUCAACAUUAUUAUGGCCAUAAUUGUCGAUCAAUUUUUAGUCGUGAUUGUAAUUGUGCUAAACGUUUCAAUUGUCCGGAUGAUGUGCUCGAUGAUAAACGAAAAAAAUCCAAAACAACUAGACGAAUUGAUGACGAUAAUGAUGAUCAAUGUAUUAUCGAUAAUCGUAAUCGAUAUGAAAUUGGUCAACAAAUACCGAUACCAAAUCAACCAUGCAGUGUUUGUCGUUGUCGUCGUGAUUAUUCCAUUCGAAUCGAUGAUGAUGAUGAUAAUGAUAGUGAUGGACGAUCGACAAGACGAGUACCGAAAGCACGUAUCGAUUGUUCCAAAAUAAUCGAUUGUCCUGAAUUGGCAUUUGGUGUUCGACCAAGUCGUUCAAAUUGUUAUUUCGCCUAUUCACAUGAUCAAUGUUGUGGUGUUGAGAUUUGUCCCGAUCAAUUAAAAUGGGAUGAUUAUCGUCUACAUAAAUGUCCUUAUAAGAAUCGUACAUAUCGUUAUGGUGAACUGAUUGAAUUGGAUGAAAAUCAUUGUAAACGUUGUGUUUGUAAUGAAUAUUGGAAUGAACAUGAUCCAGAAUCAUCACCGAAAUCAUGUGUAGAUCAAACAUGUCCAAUUGAACGUAAUUAUCGACAAAAUUGUUUGCCAAUCUAUCAACCGGAUCGUUGUUGUCCUAUUGAUUAUAUUUGCCCAUUGAAACAAAAUAUUACCACUACAAUAAUCGUUAACAAUGAUGAUGAUCAUUUAUAUCGUAAAUAUUUCCAAAAUUUUGAUUACAUUCCGGGUGAAAGACCAAAUGGAUCAUCUAAAUAUCAUUGUUGGUUGGAUGGCCAACGUUAUCGUUUAGGCAACAAAGUACACAUUACAAAAGAUUCAACAUUAUUUCAAAAUUCUUGUGCCAUUUGCCAAUGUAAAAUACCACCAUUAAUGACUUGUAUUGAGAAUAUAAAAUGUUUGAUAACAAGAAGCAACAAUUAAUGAACGUCAAUAACAGCAACAACAACAACAACAACAACAACAACAAAAAUUCCGUUGUCACAUCAAUCAAUCAUCAUGAUCACGUUGUUUGUUUGAGGACUUUACAAUUUGAUUGAACCCACUACACAGCAUUUUAUUGCAAAAGAAAAAACAAGUGAAUUAAUAAUAAUAUUUCUGAUCCCGCCAUCUCGACGCCAUCGCUCAUAAAUAAAUCCACUUAAUACUUAAAGUUAUUUGGCCGGAUUAAUAAUUUCAUUCAUCAUAUAUAAAUGUAAAAAUGUCUAAAUUGCAAUCAUCGUUUAUGAUCUGACAAAAAAUUUUUUUAUCAGUUUCGUAUUGAAAAUUAUCAAUACGACUACUACUUCUUUCUUCUAAUAAUGACUAUAAUGAACGACCGGAACAGAACUGAACCACGAAUCAUAUUGUUGACUAAUCAUGAUUAUUUCAUAAUGAAAUCAUUAUUGAUUUUAAUUAGAAUAAUGUUAUUCAUAUUGAUUACAACAUCGAUUAUUGUAUUCAUACGACAAUAUUAUAUCCACAUAGAAGUUCAACAACGUAUUCAUCAUGCAUUAAAUGAUCGUGGAACAUUAGAUUGGCCAAUGCCCGUUGCAUUUCUAUCAUCAUCACCCGAAUCAUCAUGACCAUCAUCGUCAUCGUCAUCAUCAUCUAUAUAACAACGAAAGUAUGAAUUCUGAGAAAUAUAAAAAAAACUCUUCAUUUUAUUCCAUUUCAUUUUUUUCCAGAUUAGAGUUUUACAUUGCAUAAUUGGUAAUUUAAUUUUUUUUUUGUUUUGUAUCAAAAAAAAGAGACAUGAUGAUGAUUAAUAAAAAUGUCCACAACACAACCAUCCCCUUUAGCCCUAAUGUGAAUGGUAAAA
Molecule: messenger RNA, 2731 nt
Organism: Dermatophagoides farinae (American house dust mite)
Lineage: Eukaryota; Metazoa; Arthropoda; Arachnida; Sarcoptiformes; Pyroglyphidae
Source: RefSeq, a predicted model, not a curated record